Messenger RNA from Stegastes partitus (bicolor damselfish), 2653 nucleotides. RefSeq names its product golgi transport 1Ba (gene golt1ba). The transcript has 5 exons. Bases 137 to 553 code for a protein of 138 amino acids. Gene Ontology annotation, cellular component: endoplasmic reticulum; membrane. Gene Ontology annotation, biological process: retrograde transport, endosome to Golgi; endoplasmic reticulum to Golgi vesicle-mediated transport. The record is from RefSeq and is a predicted model, not a curated record. Lineage: Eukaryota; Metazoa; Chordata; Actinopteri; Pomacentridae.
GUUUCCGGAAGACGUGGCUGUUGCUGCAGUGGCAGCUGUCAUCCAAAUUAUUUAAAAGAGCACUUAGAGGUUUUUUGUUUAGUUAGAGUUCCUCGUCUGCUUCUGUUGUGUCUCCACACAUUUACCUGGCGUCAGGAUGAUUUCGCUAACGGACUCCCAAAAGAUUGGAAUGGGAUUAACAGGCUUCGGCGUGUUUUUCCUCUUCUUUGGGAUGAUUUUGUUCUUUGACAAAGCACUUCUGGCCAUCGGAAAUAUCCUGUUUGUUGCUGGACUUGCCUUUGUCAUCGGGUUGGAAAGGACCUUCCGCUUCUUCUUCCAGAAACACAAGAUGAAGGCCACCAGUUUCUUCCUGGGAGGAGUGUUUGUGGUGCUGAUUGGCUGGCCUAUCAUCGGCGUUGUGUUGGAGAUCUAUGGUUUUUUCCUCUUGUUCAGAGGUUUCUUCCCAGUGGUUGUAGGCUUUAUCAGAAGAAUACCAGUCCUCGGCUCCAUUCUAAACCUGCCCUUCAUCAGUGCAUAUGUGGACAAAGUGGGCGAGAGCAACACCAUGGUAUAACAGUGACUUUUUGUACCCAAAGAAUGCUGAGUACAGCAGGUUUUAUAAAGCAACACAAUCUCCCUUGGCGCUGAUUUAAAGCAGCUAAACGUUCAGAUUUCCCCCUCCAGCAGGCAAAGACUGUUUCCUGUCUGUCUGCAUUUCCACUGGCCGGUGCUCCCACUCAGAGGUUCACCAGAGUGUCACGGCACCCGUCUGUUAUUAAAGGAUGGAGCUACAAAGGUCACUACAGUAAAUAUUUUGAAUGCUAUGGAUCUCUUCACCAUUGACAGCAUCUUGCAUGAAAGUGGAGGAUGGAAGACUCCCUUGAGGCCUCAUCGACUCUGUCUACAUGACUGUCUUGCCCCGUGGAGCUCAUAUAGAAAACUGCCCACCCUCCACCAGGGUGAGAAGGGGGCCCACAGCUUGCCAUGUUGUCACGUUUCUGUGCCUGUGCUUUAACUUUAUUUAGACAAAAGCUUUAAAGUCCAGCAUUUUGUCUCUUUGCCGCUAUUCUGUGACUUUUUUGUUUUUUCUGUCUUGCAGCUUUUUGAAUACCAGAUGUGGAGUUGUAACAGUUCUUUUGCCACAUGUAAUUCCUUUCUACGGUUGGCUAGGAGGUCAAUAUACUUAGGUAUAAAUUAUUUUUUAAAUGACCAGUGUCUGACUUCAUGUAUGGUGAGGUGCUAUAGGAUCAUACUAGUGAAUGUUACGUUCUCCCCCUAAACUGUUAAAUGUGAAUAAAAUUAAAGUCUGUUCACACCAGAAUUUGGCAUAACUUAAGUGCUAGACGGUUGGCAAUGUACCGACGACACACGAGGCUAACCGCUAACCGUGAACUAACCGUUAACACACCGGCCAGCUGGGAUCAUGCUGUCCAAGUUAGCUGAUUUUCUAGUGGUCGGUAACCACCUCCUGCCAACUCCAAUGGAGUUUAUAAAAUACAAAAUAAAUACAAAGCUUAAUUUAUUCAAAAAAAAAGAAAAGAAAUGGUGUUAAACAUAAUCCACCCAUGAAAUGUAUUGCACCUGGAUAUUAUUGAGGAAACCAUUCAGUUGAAAAGGAAUGCAGUUUCUUAAAGACUGGCUUUUAAGAUGCAACACAAAUAAUAGGAGGCAACAGCUUCAACAACAUCCGUCUGCGUCUAAUCGUUCACUGAAGCUGUGCUCAGUAUGCGGGCUGUGACAGAGAGCAGAGCUGCUCAGAGCACUUCAAUGGCAGUGAUCAGGUUUUCUGUCAAACUCUGGCUGUUUUAAAGUUGGUGUGACCGAGAUUUGAAAUGUGCUGCAUUUAACUAGUAUGUUACAAGAAACGUUAAAUGUUUUUUUUUGUCCUUGUUGUUUUUUCCAGAAGCGAACUUGUUUCCUGGUAAAUUUAAGCAUUUUGGGGCUUUAAUCCUAAUCUGUGUUCUAAAUUUGCAUUUCUCUAAAAAAUACCCUUAAUGUUAACAAAACCACAUGUUCACUGUCGUAGAUUAUUUGAUGUGAGCAGCUUUAUUCUCUGCAAUCUGAUUUCAUAGCAUACUGAACUUAAAUGAAACUUUGAAGUUAAAAACCUCGUCUAUAGUAUAUAGUAUAUGGUAUCUCUGUUUUGUUUUUUGUUUUAUUAAAUAAUAUUGCCAAAGCUAUAGAAUUGGGACCCAAGUUGUAAUAAACUGAUCCUAAAAUGGAUUAAGACAUGAAAAACACUGGUAUGGUCCUUCAGAGCAGAAACAUCUCAUAACAAACCUGAGGGCUUCAUUUCAACACUGUAACACUGUGAAGCAGCUGCAGCUUCACAUGUCUGUGGACCUUCAGAUCUCUGUAUUUUAUGUUUCAUCGACUGUACCACUGGGAGAUACGUGCUCCUCAACUCCUUUCUUCCUGUAUUCUUUUGUCCAGAGUCCUCUGAACUCUUGCUACACAAAUUUUAAAUGUACAAAUUCUCCUGUUUGCAUUUGUUGUUGGAGAGAUUUUUUUUUCCUCAUUGCCAACGUCAGCAAGAGCUGAAUAAAUAGAUUCUUCUGCUGGGGGUCUUUCUGCUGAAAGCAUCCAGAAAACUGAAAUUAUUUGUGAAGUGACACUGUUUUGCUGUAUGGCACUUUUGUAAAUAUACUAUAGAAGUUAGCUUUGUAUCAGCCAA